This is a messenger RNA of Phlebotomus papatasi, 3066 nucleotides long. Its product is annotated as homeobox protein six1. Gene Ontology annotation, molecular function: RNA polymerase II cis-regulatory region sequence-specific DNA binding; DNA-binding transcription factor activity, RNA polymerase II-specific. The record is from RefSeq and is a predicted model, not a curated record. Bases 830 to 1948 code for a protein of 372 amino acids. Gene Ontology annotation, cellular component: transcription regulator complex; nucleus. The transcript is spliced from 7 exons. NCBI's taxonomy places the organism in Eukaryota, Metazoa, Arthropoda, Insecta, Diptera, Psychodidae. Gene Ontology annotation, biological process: regulation of transcription by RNA polymerase II.
AGUCAGUCGGAGGAAUUGUAAGAGGGAAGAUCGGAAAGAUCGCGUAGUUUCUGAAACUGUCCGGUGGAUUUAGAUGUGAAGUUUUAAUGUCAAAAAAAACAACAUGUGAAAGAUAAUUAGAAUUUUCCGUAUUUUUCAUUUAAAUACUUCAAUCAUGGUUAAAAUCACGUUACAUUUUGAACAAAAGUGAAGAGUGGCGCUAGUGUGCAAAGGAUUAAAUAUAGCUCUAAGGAUACAUAAAAACCUGGAUAUUGUGACAUUUUUGUUGGAGUGUAAAAAUCUUUAAAUUCCAUGCCAAAAAAAAUCACAAACCCAUAAGGAAUACUAUGUGUGAAAAUGGGAGCUUGAAAUUGAGUUAAAGGUCAAAAAAUAGAUUUUGUGCAAAGACACGGAGAGCAAUCCUCAAAGCUUGAAAAUGAUGAUGCCGUUGGCUCACAUCCAAUUGUGAAAAUCUAUUUUCAGUGUUUUUCCCAUUUAACAUUCACAAAUACACACAAUUACCAAGGCGAAUAUUUGUAAUCAUUUCUCAAAUACACACAGUAUUCCUUUCACAUGAAAGAACAUAUCACCAGAGGAUGGAAUUCCUUACGUUUCUCUUUUAAAGAUUAAACGGCAUUUCUAAGGAUCACGAUCACCAAAGUUUAUUCGCUCUAUACAUUAGAAAACAUAAAAAUGAAACACAAAGUGAUGACAGUGUAAUAAUAUCUACAAAAAGAAAAUGAAGGAAUUCAGAAAAACCUGUGACGAAAACCAAAAAGUGAAAUUCCAGUGAGAUCGAAAAAAAGUGAUUCUAGAGAAAGUUUUAAAAGUGAAACAGUGGCUCUGGAAAAUGCUCCAGCAUCCAGCAACGGAUUUCUAUGAUCUCUCCUCGGCCACGAGUGUUAUCUCCAGUAGACAGACUCCUCCGUAUCAUAGCCCAACGACAGCACCAUCUAAUACAGUGGGCAACUCAACUCCUGGGCAUAACAAUGGAAAUGCCGCCGGUCUGGAGAGAAUUGGCGGUCAGAACGGAUCACCCACGAGCGGUGGACGAGAAUCCCUGCCUAGCUUUGGUUUCACACAAGAACAAGUGGCUUGUGUUUGUGAAGUCCUCCAGCAAUCUGGCCAAAUAGAGCGAUUAGGACGAUUCCUCUGGUCGCUGCCUCAAUGUGAUAAACUGCAAUUGAAUGAGUCUGUCCUGAAGGCGAAGGCUGUUGUGGCCUUCCAUCGAGGGCACUUCAAGGAGCUCUAUCGAUUGCUCGAACACCAUCAAUUCUCACCACAUAAUCACACCAAAUUGCAGAGUCUUUGGAUGAAAGCACAUUAUGUGGAAGCCGAAAAACUGCGCGGAAGACCUCUAGGUGCUGUUGGAAAAUACCGCGUCCGGAGAAAAUUUCCGCUCCCGCGCACAAUUUGGGAUGGAGAAGAGACGAGUUACUGUUUUAAGGAGAAAUCAAGGUCUAUUCUAAGGGAUUGGUACGCACAAAAUGCUUAUCCUUCACCACGUGAUAAAAGGAGUUUGAGCGAAAUUACCGGACUCACAACAACACAAGUGUCGAAUUGGUUUAAAAAUCGUCGACAACGAGAUCGCGCAGCAGAACACAAAGAUAACGGCGGAUCGGACAAGCAGCACUGUGACUCCAGUGAGUCCGAAAUGGAUACUCCAACUAUCAUGCACACGCCCACAGCCUCAACUAUGACGAGUGGUAGUGGAGCAUCUGGUACCGGGGGGAAUAGUACGCAGCCUUCAAUGUCGCAGACGCACAUGGCGAUACCCCAAGCUGUAGCUACCCAAAGUACAACCUCGGGUACACUAGGAGGUCCUCAUGCGGUAGCUACAGGUGCUGGUGGAGGGAAACUCACAGGACAGAUGGGACCCCUCUCACCAGUAACCUUUUCACCUCUACAUAGUGUGAUGUGCUCCAUGCCUAUGUACGACAUGGGUGACUACCAACCUAGGAUGAUAUAGAUAGGACUACCGCCACUUGGGAUUCAAGGAAUGUAAUAUUGCUACCAAAAAAUUAAAAAGAGAGGACAGAGCAUAAGAUCUGAUCACAAGAAAUAUCGAACAGUAAAUAACUUUGAAAAAAGCAACAAGAAUAUUUUUAAAAAAUCCAAAAUCUGUUCCAGAAUAUAAUUUUUAAUAUUCUCUAAUGCACUUUUGGUCGCUUGAUAUUAUUUCGUGAUGAGAAAAUUUCUUUUUCCUAAAACUAUAGUAUUCCCUAGGAAUUCCUAACAAAUUUCGCAAAGUGUAAAUUAUAUUAAAAAUUUAUUCUGGAACUUUUUGUAAAACAGAUAACUUGACAUCAUCUCGGUCCAACUACAGUGGACAUAAUGUAAAUCCGAGAAUUAUACAAGGAGAAAUCAGAAGGAUUUCCUUCUUCAUGAAAUAAAAUACUCCAUAGAGAAAUUAAUUGUAGAAAUAUCUUUUGAGCGCGAAAAAAGAAAAUUGCAACAAAACCCAUUAUUUAUUCUAGUUAAGUUUAUCAUUUUUUUCUAAUUCAUAUUUAAUAAAUAGUCACAAAUACAACGAAAUGCCGCAGAGUACUGCAGGAUGGAUACUUCUCAAAGCAAAUAAUUUAUAUAUUAAUUCGCGGAAAAUAAGUAGGGGCCUGACUUUGACCUUAAUAAAUUGUGGCUUUGUUUUUUUCGUGAGGGCAAAAAAGAGCUCAUUUUUCAAUGGUAAAAAAAAUAAAAUGGAGUGAAUAGGCGUAAAAAUCAUGUAAAUAGUUAGAAUAGAAACAUUUGGAGUUUGAUGGAGGAGAAAUGGAACGAUUCUAUUAGCACAAUUGCAAUUAAUUAUAGAAGCAUCAAAUGCUAAAGUCUCUCAGUUUUAAAUUUCAUCUUUUAUCCGGAAAAUCAUUCAACAAUUUAAAAAAAUAUAUAUCGGAAAAUAUGCUGAAUUGUGUUUUUGCGGGGUUAAAAUGAUUUUAAAAAAAAAAGAGAGAGAUUUGGCAAAAUUUCUAAGAGGCACAGAAAUCACACAUUCUAUCAUUAUUUAAAAUAAAUAAAUGAAAAAAAUAUGCAGAAAAUAGAAAGUGUCAAAUUACAGACAAUUAAAUAAAUUUAGUUCAAAUCACACAAAAA